AUGGCUUCUCGUUUGCAAUGCAUUAUGCAUGUUUAUCUGAAUUCUGUCAAAGUCCUAUGGUUCUUUGUUUAGCUUAUGAAGAAUUUCAUGUGUAUUGAAAAGCUAUGUUAUACUGAUUUCAUAUGUUGAAAAUGAGAUACCAUCCUUUGGAAUUUUCAGCUACAGAAUUUACAAAAUGGCAGAAGAUCUUUCUGGUUUCAACCAUUCUUCAAUUCUUAAUUUCUUACUAAUUUGUCAGUUUCAUUUUAUUGGUUUAUCACUCUGUAGUUCUUGCUAGGUGGAUUGACUAAUUUCUUCUUUUUCCUUAAAUGAUUUUGGGUAAUUUUGUAGAUAUGUAUACCAGAACCAGUAUAUCUUAUACUAUUAUGUAUAACCUUAAGCUGUUUUCUGAAGUGUAUCCAAGAGUGAAAGUGAGAGUCCCAGAGCAAAAAGACUUUGUUUAUCCUCAAAAUGAUAGUGGAACUUGGAUGAUCUUGAAGUACAUUGAGUCCCUUAACUACAAAGAAGAGAAGAAUCAGAGCAACUGUUCACAAUCAAUUUCAAAAGACACCAAGUCUUGUCCUCAAUAUAGACCAAUCAGAUCCACUCCUUCAACUAAAGGAAUAUUGAAGAGUAGCAAACGAGUUGGUGAGAGUCCAAAGCAAAAUGCGAGAGCUAGUUCUGUUAUGCGUCCACGUGCAGUUUUAUCUAGUCCAGAUAAUGAUGAAUUAGUCGGAAUUAUGAAUGACUUGAACAACAAUGUAUCCUCAACUCAGAGAAAGAAAGACACAAGAGGGAAGAUCGAAUCUCCAGCUAAGGAUUUGUGUAACAAUGUCAAGCUAGGAAAAACUAAGGUUUCAAAGGAAACAAUCCUGUAAAAACUAAGUGCACAUUUGAUUCCAAUCAUAAAAGAGGUCAUACUACUUGAAAGAAGAGGCAUCAAAACUUUGUUGGAAUUUGAUUCAUGUAGUCUGUUAGGAUUAAUUAUAUUAGUU
This is a messenger RNA of Lotus japonicus, 974 nucleotides long. RefSeq lists its product as uncharacterized. Bases 309 to 857 code for a protein of 182 amino acids. The transcript is spliced from 4 exons. The record is from RefSeq and is a predicted model, not a curated record. Lineage: Eukaryota; Viridiplantae; Streptophyta; Magnoliopsida; Fabales; Fabaceae.